AUGACCUCCUCGGAUAUGGAAAGAAGUAUGACCACAGUAACUUCUUCAUUUGUUUGUUCUCGUUAUUUCGCUUCUUGUCAAGGAUCUGAAGGCGUCAACUGCAGCGGGAGUGAGGAUGUCGAUUCCUCGCCUUGUGAGUCAGAGGAGUGGUACAACGUCACGUCUUGUGAGUGUCAGACUUUCCCCCGGGAGGAAUUUGGGCUACUAGACCCAGCAGGUAUCGUCUUCUUGACGAUAGCAAUCCUCAGUGCGUUGUUAGAUCUCGGAGUCUUUGUCGUCUUCGUCAGAUACCGCCAUACCCCGAUCGUCAAGGCAGCCAACAGGGAGCUGAGUUUUCUCCUCUUGUUCGUCUUGAUGAUUUCUUUUUCGUUCCCAGUCCUUCACGUCGGUCCUGUUGAGCUUUGGCGGUGUGUGUUGACGACCUUUCAAAGUCCCAUCAUCACCUGCGUUUAUGCCAUUUUCUUGGUCAAGACUCACCGCGUGCUCAGCAUCUUCGAGGCCCGGCUACCCAAGGUGGUUCAUCGGAAGUGGAUACUGGGCCGUAGCUUACAAGUCGUCAGCGUCAUCGUGUUGACGUUGGUGCAUGCCAUGAUAAGUAUUGUAUACGUCAUAAUCUUUCCCCCCGGGGUACAGUACACCCAUGACCCAGCGCUGAUGGUCACUUAUACGGAAUGUAAAAGCGACGGUCUGAUAAACAUCACCAACAGCGUUUAUCCAAUGCUUCUCACGAUACUGUCUCUGUGCUUCGCCUUCAAGGCACGACGCCUACCGGAGAAUUAUGGCGAAUCGCGGCACAUCUUAGCAACCAUGACCGUCUGUUUGUUGGUCGUCUUUACCUGCUUCGGAGUUUCGCAAUCGUUACAAAGCGUUACGAAGAUCAUUGUGACGAACAUCAGUUUAAGUUUCACUCCCUUAGCGCAGCUGGUGUUGCUGUUUUUCCCUAAGGUGUAUAUUGUGCUGGUGCGUCCAGAGCGUAACACCGUGCAGGAGUUGCGCAGAAUGACUCUAGCUCACAUGCAGAGGCAGUCUGAGUUUUCACCCACGGAAGGCGGGGGCCGAGAGGGGGAGGGUAAGGGUCAAUCUCGGAACGAGAGGCCCCUGAAGUCCCUGCGAAGCUUGGGAGGCAAGAUCCACGGCGCUCCAUUCGUGUCAGACACGUUUCAGAACGGGUCGGCAGCGCGCGCCGCGGGCAAGGCGCGCAAGAAAUCCGUUCACAUUUUGGAGGACGGAACGCGGGGUACAGAGAACGGGUUGGUGCGCCGGGAAGCAGGGGAACCACACCGUGGAUUUUCACGGAGCGGAGAGGUCACAGACGUCACGGCGGUGGCUAACGCCUCGGUAGCAGCAGAAGGGAUUGGGGACGCUAACAUACCCCACAGACAUCGGCUACGAGACGGCAUGAGGAGACAAUCCAGCGGGCUAUUUGUGAUUCAUUUCAUAGAAGAGACGAAAGAGAACGACAGUGACAACGGUCCCGCCAACUGCCCGGUGAAGUUCUCUUUGAGGGAGACGGACAGCACGGGGCCGGGGCAAGGCGAAGGGGACAUGUUUGUGGUUUCCAUGCUCGGUCAGACUCUAACCUUGACUGUGGAAGAUCAUAAACCAGGGGUACCUGAGAUUCUCGGAGGGGUGUAUGUUGGUAGCAAAACGGGACCGAGUGCAGGUGGAACAACCAAGGGCUCUAAAGAGCAGUCGAAACAAACUCCAUUACUAUCGAAGACAAUCAAGGGGAAAUCUACCGAAGAGAUAAAUGUACUUUGUCAAAGUUCAGGUAAUGACGUCCAACUCACGAAAGAGGACAGGAAAGAGAGAGACAAGCUGACAAACAGUCCGAGCCCAGAAAAUUCAGGAAAUGAAAACAAAGAACAUGUUUUAGCCAUUCACAGUACUAUGAUGUGCGCGAGCAAAACUGAAACAGAAACCGCUACUCAGGCUCUCAACAAAACGCAGGAAAACAGUGACCUGGAUUCCCAUGCUGAUGGCAUCUUUGACGAUACAAUCCAGACAAAGCUGACCCCUGUGCAGGUGCCUUCGCUUCAAAGGAACACCUCGAAUAGCAUCUUGCAGCCUGGAUACGAGGACAAAAACAGUCUUGCUGAGAACACUGAAAAAGUGACACUUGUUUUAAGUGAAGAUGUAAGUUCUCGAUCUUGCCUUGACAAAGGAAAAGAACAGGAGACAGUGUUAACAGAGGCAGAAGUACCGGGUAAAUACCACUCUCUCUCGGCAGAGGUAAAUUCCCAAAACACGGCUGGUGAGGAUGCCGUCUCGGUCUCAAGUUUGUCAUCUAACUCAACGUUCUGUGAGACUGCGGCAGACGACAAGAAGAAACUCUUGGGCGAGAACUCGCGCAAAAUGACUGAGGAAUUCACGAAGAAAGUCCCGUGGGACGAAUCGAACCAAGUAGACAUGAACGACAUCUGUAUCCAAAUGGGUUACGUCUAACACAGAAAGAAAUCCCGCCAAAAACUUGCCAUUUUGAUAAGAGUCAUGGGCUUCUAAAAUACACCCCGUCUUGUCCCUGAACAGUUUGUACAAUUCCAAUACAAGCAUUUAAAAAAUAAUGCAAAUGGUAAACGGGGAUGAUCAAAUUUGGUCAGGGUCCAAGCUAAUACUUCUUACACUCAAGCAACGGUUUGUGUUAUGUCAAAACACCGAGUCUUCCCAUGACAAAACCAAUUCUUUACACUGAAAAGAAUCUGAGAGGAAGGACAAAAUUCUGUCGGUUUACAACUCUUUGAAUCUUGCAAAUACCAGUGAAUUCGAUCGGUUAGAUAAACUACAGUACUUCC
Messenger RNA from Acanthaster planci (crown-of-thorns starfish), 2792 nucleotides. RefSeq lists its product as uncharacterized. Gene Ontology annotation, molecular function: G protein-coupled receptor activity. NCBI's taxonomy places the organism in Eukaryota, Metazoa, Echinodermata, Asteroidea, Valvatida, Acanthasteridae. Gene Ontology annotation, cellular component: plasma membrane. Gene Ontology annotation, biological process: G protein-coupled receptor signaling pathway. The record is from RefSeq and is a predicted model, not a curated record.